Molecule: messenger RNA, 3867 nt
Organism: Carassius carassius (crucian carp)
Lineage: Eukaryota; Metazoa; Chordata; Actinopteri; Cypriniformes; Cyprinidae
Gene: ankrd13a
Product: ankyrin repeat domain 13A
Exons: 15
Coding region: 331-2154 (607 amino acids)
Cellular component (GO): cytoplasm
Molecular function (GO): protein binding
Source: RefSeq, a predicted model, not a curated record
UAUCUAAUAUUUUAUCGAGGAUAUUAUUUAUAAAUACAACCAAAUGAAAAAGGGUUUGGAGGAAAGAUUUGUCAAAUGACUGGAUACACCCCCGCCCAAAUAGUCUCAACCUGCCACUUCCUUGUUUUUCAAAAGUUUAUUUUGAAAAAAGUUGGUUGCGUUUUCGGCGUCUUCUUUACUAUAAUCCACCUGUUUAAUAGUCAGAGUCAUUGUAUAAUUAUCAACAGUUAAUUAAACGCAUGAAGAGAUUUGAUGGUUCAUGACAGUAGCUAGCUCGCAGGCUGGCUCUUGAUUUCGGAGGGGAGACACGGAGAGUUUGAUCGAGCCAGAAUGUUAUCCGCCACCGCUGCCAGCGUCGAGGAUUUCAGCCUUAGGUUUCCACUGCAUACCCUGGUCUGGGAUAAUGAUUACAGGAAGCUGGAAAAAGAGAUACAGACGAGUAACAUUGAAGAGGUGGAUCCCAGGGGCCGGACCCCUCUGCACCUGGCCGUCUCACUAGGACACUUGGAGUCGGUGAGAGUGCUGCUCAGACACGGCGCAGAUGUUUCCAAAGAGAAUGGCAAAAAUUGGACAGUGCUGCAGGAAGCAGUCAGUACAGGAGAUCCAGAGAUGGUGCUGCUGGUUCUUCAGCGACGGGAUUAUCUGAAAGCCUCCACUGCGCUGGGUGGUGUUCCAGAGUUACUGUGCAAGAUCCGAGAGUCUCCAGACUUCUACAUGGAGAUGAAGUGGGAGUUCACUAGCUGGAUUCCUCUCGUAUCACGUGUGUGUCCCAGCGACGUGUGCAGAAUCUGGAAGAGUGGGGCCUGUCUGAGAGUGGACACCACCUUGCUGGGUUUUGAAAACAUGACCUGGAUCAGAGGAAGAAGAAGCUAUAUCUUUAGAGGAGAAGACAGCUGCACUGAACUGAUGGAAGUUAAUCACGAGGACGAAGUGGUGGACACUGAGCGCUUUGAUCUCUCCCGUGAGAUGGAGGACGUCACACUAGACUCCAUGCAGCCUGCCCAGCAGGAAGUAGCCAAGAGGCUGACAACACCCAUUGUCAACACAUAUCUGGACACAAAGGACAUUGCGUUUGAGAGGUCUAAAUCCGGUAUCUGGGGUUGGAGGUCAGACAGAACAGAAGUAGUAAAUGGAUUUGAAGCCCAGGUUUUUUCAGUGAACAAUGUGAACGUUGUGAUUCGCACCAGGACAGAGCACCUAACAGAUGAGGAGAAGACCAGGAUAAAAAGUGAAAGGAACGUUCUGGAGUCUUUACUCGGCACUGUAGAACAACAGAUCGGUGCUCAAGGGGACAUGACUAUGGAGUUUGCCACUGCCACAAACCCCACAGCUAUUACUCCAGAGGAGUACUUUAACCCCAACUUUGACCUGCAGGGCAGAGACAUCGGUCGACCCAUUGAGCUCACCAUCAGAACACAGAAGUUUAAAGGCACCCUGUGGAUGAGCGAGGAGCAUCCUCUGUCUCUGGUGGAGCAGGUCACUCCCAUCAUUGACCUGAUGGCUCGCACCAGCACUCACUUCGCCCGACUCAGGGACUUCAUCAACCUCAGGUUUCCCCCUGGCUUCCCUGUGAAAAUCGAAAUCCCUCUGUACCAUGUGUUGAAUGCCCGCAUCACGUUCGGAAACCUCAACAAAUGCAGUACAAAUGAGCCUCUGGACUCCAACCAGUCCGCUUCUACACCCACACCUACAGAAGAGAACUGUGGAGACGAGGCUUCAGGACAUGCUCCAUUCAAGGUGUGUCCAUCUGUGUUCAUGGCACCUGCGCAGUAUCACCACCGAGGGGGCUACCGCCACCCCAACACACGCAAUUACAACCCAGUCAGUCAUGAUGAAGAGCUGCUCCAGUAUGCCAUUCAACAGAGCCUGCUUGAGUCCAGUGCACUGAAUUCACAGGACACUUGGAGUGAUUCCGAUGGACAGACAACACAAUCCAUGACGAACCGGUUGAGUGAUGGAUCUGGGUCUGAAGGAGUUUUAGUAGACCUUAGUGACACCACACCCUCAAGCUCUGGCUCCGCCUCCAGCCCUGACACUGAUCUGCGAUUGGCUAUGGAGCUCUCGGCCCGGGCACAGGAGGAGGAGGAAAGGAAAAAGAAGGAAGAAGAAGAGGAAUUACAGAGGAUUUUACAACUCUCCUUAACAGAAAAGUGACAGAGUAAGAUGAGGGAAGGAUAGACAAAGGGAGUUCCUGUUAUUGCCAUAACCAUUAAACAUUUUUAUUUCUACCCCUCUUCAGAUUCAUGCAUUACACAUAUUUACAUAUUCAUUUUGGAGUCAACAUCUGUAAGGUUCUGCUUCCUUAUCCUUAAAAAAAAAUUAAGCAAACAUUUAUUUCAUGCUUACUCAUACAUUUUACUGCAUUUUUCCAUGUACUUUUCCUCCUUCAAAGAGAUGAUCAUGCAUGUAUUUGACAAGAAAUCCAGUGCUGCUUUUUUAAGAUUGUGUGAUAGAAAGGUUGUGAUGUCUUUGACAGUCCAAACAUGGACCUGUGAGUUUGUACGUCUUGACAGUAAUGCCUAGAUAACGGUUUAUUGUUUUUUCUUGACAGAAAAGGUUGUUUUGCAUUAACAUUAGCUUUAGGUUUAUAUUAAUACUUUACUCAGGGGUCAACUGAUAUUCACCAGUUGUUGGUUCCUUAAAAACCAUUAUAGACACAGCAAAGAAAAGUGAAAGAAAUUAAUGUUUUACACACAGCAGUAGGACGGUACCAUUCUCAGCCUGUGAGCUUUUGUCAUUGGACAAUUUCUGACUGAAGCAUCUCUACUGUAAAGGCAAUAAAUCACACCGCCGUGCCUCACCAGAGUAAGAGGCACUGACACAGACCGGAAUAUUUCUGAAAGGGGAUGUCCAGUGUAAGCCAGUACACCUCAAGCUUUUAGUCUGCCUAAUUUGUAAAAUGAUACAAUAAAUUAGGUUGUAAUGCAAAGCAUGAAUGUGGCAGUACUGGGCUCCAACCAAACCUCAUGCUACACUAAAGGACUAAUGUGUGACACGAAAACCAGCCUUUUUUUUAUUUUGUUUUCUGUUUCAGAGGAUGGUUGUCUGUGGGAAUGUGUGUGGUUGGACAGCAUUGUUUGCUGACUGGGGUUCUGAUGUGGUAAAUGUGGAUGAACCUGCCCUGCUCUUUUUGGGAAUCUCUCGCUGUUCAUUCCUGUUGUAGCUAUUUAUUUUGACACUUUUUUUCUUGAUGGCUUGAAUGUUAUUUUGGUGAUUUCUUUCUGUAAAGCCUUGUGAGGUUCAAAAGACAUCUGAGUAUUGACUUAAAGCUUGCAGUAUCUCUCACUACUUUUUGUAUGAAGCGGCGUGUGCUUGAACCGAUUUUAACCAUACCUUCUGUCACCUUAAAUAGACAUUUAUAUUGCUUUACUCUUCCUGUAGUGAACCAGGUUCUGAGGAUAGUGGCAGCCACAAACUUGCAUUUAUAAUAGAGAUGUUUUAUUAACAGGACAUUGAUUUUAGUUUCCUGUAUUUAUUCUUAUGCUGCAUUUAAAUAACAAUGUAGAGUAAAUCAAAUGUUCUGGCUACGAUUAUCCACAUAUCAUUUUUCCUGUAGACAGAAUUCAAUUUCUUUCUUCCUUUCUUUCUUUAAAACCUAAUUUAACUUUUGGUAUCUUGGUAUAAGUCUUAACUCAAACUAAUUGCCAAAAUGUUUAAUGGUCUUUACCAGAUCAGGUUUAGUGUUGGUUUGAAUCUUGGUUAAUUGUCAUGCUGCAAAAUGCAAGCGAAAGUAUCCUGUUUGAGCAUGUUGAUGAAGUUCUGAAGGCAUUUGUAAACUGUGAUGUAUAUCUGAUAAACACACACACACACACACACACACCAAAAAAAAAAAAAAAGUUUGUACUUUAAUAAAAGCACUUUACUGAC